AAGAGAAACUGUAAAGUAGAGCAGAAGUAGAGUUGGAUACAGACGUGCAUAAGAUCCUGUCAGGGUUUUUGGAUGCCACUUUCAUCUUUCCGCAAGAACUUACUUGGACAGUCACUCUAACGUUGGCAGUUCUUUUGAAUAUGCCGCUUGAAUCAAGGCCCUCAGCCAACUCUGCAAAGAUGCAAACCAAGCGGAGCGCCUGGACCCCUCUGAACCAUCCACUCAUCAACAGCAAGAUUUUUGAUGAGAGGAGACUCCUUCUGGCAAAAUGGUUUGACAGGUGGUCAGACAGUCAGAGGAAGGCUGUGCUGCAGGAUUUUGUGCUGAACUGUUCUGAGGAGCAGCUCCAGUUCCUGAACCUCAAAGUGAACAAGGUGCUCCCCCUGCAGGCGGCAGACUUCACCUGCCUGCUGCCCAGAGUCCUCUGCCUCUACUUAUUCUCCUUCCUGGACCCUCGCAGCCUCUGUAGAUCUGCUCAGGUGAGCUGGCAUUGGAAGAGCAUCGUGGAGCUGGACCAGCUGUGGAUGCCUAAAUGUCUAAGGCGGGGCUGGUAUAUUACCUUCUCCCCCUCACCUUUUGAGCAGGGCAUCUGGAAGAGACACUACAUAGAGUCAGUUCAGGAGCUGCAACUCAAACUGCUGCAGACACAGUCGAUUCCACAGGAGACUAUAGUACCUGAUGCUACAGCAGUGAGUGGUGGAUGCAAAGGAGCACCAGAACCGGCCCACAAAAGCAAGGAGGGUCCACUUUCCAGCUCCCAGCCUCCUGCAACCAGCUCAGGAUUAAAGACAGAAAAGAAGGCAAAGGCUUGGCCACCAUGGAGACACUCAGACAGACAUCCCAAGGAUACAAUACGCUUCAACUACCUGGACAACCUGCAUCCCAUGGAUCAGGCCCUGACAUACGGUGGAUCCCAGAGCAGUGAAGGGAAGAGGAAAACGCUCUCUGAAGCCAGUUACAAACUACGCAAAGCAAAAUCAAUGAUGUUCCCGAGAACCCAGCGCUCCUCUCCACCUCCUCCUUAUUGUCUUCCCUCAGAUCAUCAUAUCCAAACUCGCCCUUUAUGGGCUUCUCCCCCUCAGGAGCAAACUUUAACCAAGGAGACGGCCAUGAGCCUGCUAAAGCAAACCCAGUGGAACGCAGGGAUCCGACCCAGGCCGGUGAGGACUCCAGUACCGCAGCUAAGCAUGCAGGCCCUCAGGGCAUCCCAGCGCUCACAGCGGAGCCCCCCCAGUAGACCACUGUUCAGUGUUUGAAGUGGAGCUCCACAUUGCCCCCAGCAGGGCAGGAAGAGAAGCACUGAGCACAGCUGUUACCCUUUUGGAUUAUUUCUUUUAAAUCUUUCUCAUAGUUUUUUGCCAGGAAUAAACAGAUAUAUCUUAAGGAAUCAUUUUAAGGACUUUAACAGAAAUGCUAUGCUUUGAAAGUGAUCUCAGAACCCAACAUAUAGAAAAGUAACAACAGUCUGUUUUAAUAAGUUAUAUCUGUUUUAAGAUAUAUCUGUAUCUUGUAAAUCUUUGAUUUGAUGUCAUUUCUCAAAAUCUGAGAGAUUUCAUUCGUUUCUAUACAAAAAGAAAAUAAAGUAGAAAAAAAUACUGUGCACCAAACUGAAAUAAUAGCAUUAAUAGAAUAUAUUUUUAAAAUAUAUUCUAUGUAUUUUAAUUUGUUUAAUAGUAUUUUUUAACUCAAUUGCAAUACUAAUUCUGUCCACAAGAUGGUGUAGUACACAUCAAUAUUUUUAACCUUAAAAAAC
Molecule: messenger RNA, 1753 nt
Organism: Cyprinodon tularosa
Lineage: Eukaryota; Metazoa; Chordata; Actinopteri; Cyprinodontiformes; Cyprinodontidae
Gene: fbxo16
Product: F-box protein 16
Exons: 10
Coding region: 141-1256 (371 amino acids)
Molecular function (GO): protein binding
Source: RefSeq, a predicted model, not a curated record